This is a messenger RNA of Aegilops tauschii subsp. strangulata, 768 nucleotides long. RefSeq names its product delta-1-pyrroline-5-carboxylate synthase 2-like. NCBI's taxonomy places the organism in Eukaryota, Viridiplantae, Streptophyta, Magnoliopsida, Poales, Poaceae. Gene Ontology annotation, molecular function: glutamate-5-semialdehyde dehydrogenase (NADP+) activity. The record is from RefSeq and is a predicted model, not a curated record.
AGGACAGGACAUGGGGGUGGAGGCGAGGGAGAGAGCGGGUGUUGCUGAAGAAGCUGGGGAGGCAAGACGAGGGCGGCGUGGCGUUCCGUGGCCGCGGUGGCCGGAGGGGCGGCUCCACGUCGCGGUGUAUGAGGUGCCUAGAGGAGGAUGCCGCGGCAGGUUAAACUCCUCUCCCGUUGUAGAGCAGUCCGCAGUGUCGUCACCGUCGUCCUUGCCUUCGAGCCAUCCGUGACGCCGUCGCCGUCGCCUAGAGGACACCGGUAGGAAGCAGCAGCUCGCCGUUUCCUUGGUCCCCGCCGACGCCAAGCGAGAAGAGAAGGCACAUGUGCUGUAGGUGUAGCAAAUUGGACAAGCUACACCGCUAAUGCCGGGUGUAUGGAGCUCAGGAAGGCUAUCUGCAACAAGCUUCAGGAGGAUAAUGGUCUAACCUAUAGCCCAGAUCAUGUGCUAGCGACCAAUGGGGCUAAGCAAUGCACUACACACGCUGUUCUUGAUGUUCUCUCAUGUGGUGAUGAGGUCGGCACUGCUGUUGUCACCGGGCAGAAUGGCCGACUGGCCAUGGGCAGGCUCGGAGCCCUCUGCGAGCAGGUGAAGAAGCUUAAUUUCCAGGGGUAUGAGGUGAUUCUGUUCGCCUCCGGCGCCGUUGGCAUCGGGAGGCAGAGGCUCAAGUACCGAAAGCUCAUCAACAGCCAUGUUGUAGCGAGUUUUUUCUCACAGCAGUUUACUGACGGUCAUUGCCUCUGGUUAUCGUCACUGCUUGUGUGCUGA